Messenger RNA from Melitaea cinxia (Glanville fritillary), 1091 nucleotides. RefSeq lists its product as uncharacterized. The record is from RefSeq and is a predicted model, not a curated record. Gene Ontology annotation, molecular function: DNA binding. Lineage: Eukaryota; Metazoa; Arthropoda; Insecta; Lepidoptera; Nymphalidae. The transcript is spliced from 2 exons. The coding region runs from base 22 to 969 and encodes 315 amino acids.
GAUUUGUAAUCUGGAAUCGAUAUGAAGAAAACAUCAUCAUUAGUUUGGCGAUUUUUCGAUCGUAUUGAAGAAAACGGGAGAUGUGUAGCGGUGUUGUGUAAAUUAUGUGAUACGCAAUACAAGUAUUUCGGUAAUACGACAAAUCUACGAACACAUUUAGUGAAUAAGCAUCCGAUACAGUGGGAUUUAGUUCAAAACGGUACUCUGGACGAGUCGACAUUUCGUGCCUUCGAUGAUGAAGAUAACACGACACAAUCGUCAAUCACUCCAAAGAGGAAGAAAUAUAAUGUAAAGUCCUACAAAGACGAAAACGUACGUUAUUCAGUAUCAGUUGAUCUUAAAAACCGACAAGAUAGCCAAAAUGCCCUCGCAGAAGAUUCAAUGCCAAUUAUCGAAAUACAGCGGGUGGAUGUGCUUGAAAAUUCAGAGACUGAUGUUGAAAAUCAGAACGAUGGCAAUGAGGAACCAAUCAGCAUUGUUAGACAGAUGCACGGUAGCCGAAACUCGGACGAAGAAUGGCUCAACGACGAUUUAUAUGAAACCAUCGAAACUUAUGAACCAAAACGCAAACGGGUGAAAUAUAGAACCAUUAAGAGAGAAGUGCAGACUCCACCACGAAGCGUACCAAAGUAUGUCGUGAGAAACAGUACAUCAUACAAGAAACCGGAGCGGAUUGUCAUUGACAGUAGUAGUCCAAAAAAGGACGAAUAUUCAGUCUUUGGAGAUUACGUUGCGAAUAAAUUAAGAAAACUUAAAAAUAGUCAUUCUCGUGGAAAUGUACAGCAAUUAAUAUCGACUAUACUGUGGCAGUCGGAAUACGGAUUGUAUGAUAACAUGGACACCAUUAAAAGAGUUCUGUUACAUUCUGUUCAGGAGAUGGAGGUAGUCCACACAAAUGUGGAUCAUAUUAUUGUGCACGAGACUCAAGAAGAGUCUCCGAGUAAAGAAGAAAAUUGGACCAAAGAGUAGGAGUCACUUAAUUGAUAAUCAUGGUAGUUACUAUGUGAAAAUUGUUUCGUUUUACUUUUCAAUACGUGGCACUCAAUUUUUUAUUGUAUCACUAUUCACACCAAUAAAAAAAUGUGCAUAUA